Messenger RNA from Rhizophagus irregularis DAOM 181602=DAOM 197198, 2012 nucleotides. The record is from RefSeq and is a predicted model, not a curated record. Lineage: Eukaryota; Fungi; Glomeromycota; Glomeromycetes; Glomerales; Glomeraceae.
GCUUUUUAAGUUAAAUUCAUAGAACUAGUACAUAUAACACCUUUAUAAUGUCUUCAAUUAUUGAACUUUCAGAUAUAGAUGAUUAUAAUGAGAAAAACUUAAUUAAAAUAGAGAAUAAUAGUGAUAGCAAAAAUGAAUUAAAAAAAUAUCCAGAUACAUUUUCAGAAGAAGUUGCAACCAUUCAAUAUUCAACAAAUGGUUCAGGCGGUACCAUAAAUAUUCAAGAAUGUCCUUUUUUUGAAAGAAUAUCCAUUAAAAAAAAUCAAAGAAAAUGCCAAGGAAUAAAGUUUUAUCAGUUUACUGACCCUGAAUUUAUUAAUCAAGAACACUCAAAAAAUACUCCUUGUAAUUUCAAAAAAAACAAUAUCCUAUGCAAUGGAAGACCUCAUAUUGGAAGAAUAACUAAUUAUCAAACAAAUACAGUCGACUCUGUUGAUAUUUCAUUACUUCAAAGUCUAUUCACAGGUUUUGCAUCUAUACAAGAUAUAGUAAAGUGUAGUAUGAUACUUUCUAAAAGUUGUAAACAUAAAAAAUAUAUGCCACAUAUAUAUAAUGGAAGUAUGGAACUAUUUUAUGAUAUUGUCAAAUGUCCUUUUGUAGCACUUGUAUGUAUAGGAACACAUAAUCAUUCACCCUCAAAUAACUUAGAAUCUUUAAUUAACCAAGAUAUUCAACAAGAUGAUAAUGUUACUUCAAGAUCAAUAUUGUCAGGAAAUCUACUCAGUGCUUAUUUUAAUAAAGAAACAUUGGCAGAAGUUCAUGUUUCUCUCAAUAAUAUAGACAAGUUACGAUACUUAGUAGGAAAAGCAUACAAGACCUUGCAUCAUUUUGGACAAGGAGUUAUAGGAAUUUAUCAUGAUAUAUUAAAUCCCAAAUCAGAUUUAAUAAAUUAUGUUCGCAAAAUUGAUCUUUAUUCAAAUAAUGGCCAAGUAAUUAUUACUUGUAUGCUUGAUAAUCAAGCUAAAAAAUUAAUUACACUUGAUUAUUUUCAAAUUGAUGUCAGCUUUAAACGAGUAAAAGGAGAGAUAAAUGAAUUUGAAAUUAACAAGUAUGAUUCCAAACAUCACCUGAUAUUGUCAUUUUGUCGUAUAUUUACUAAUGUUUUUACUGCUGAAGGGUAUCAUAGGUUAUUCUCAUCUUUAUUCCAAAUAAUUCGUGAAGUAAGUGGUCAAUCUAUUCAAUUUCGACAUAUUCAUGGAAGUGGUAUUGGAUGUAUUCUGGCUGAUCUGGACGCUGCACAGGCUAAGGGGUUAGGAUUAGCAUUACAUGAUUUGGAUCACGAAAAAAGUUGGGAAACACACUUGACAUUUAUUUUGAAAACAUGCCUUGUACACUUUGAAAGAAAUUUAUUUCAUAAAACAUUUACUAUAAGCACGAAAAAUUUAAUACGACAAAUUCCUAAUGCAACUAGUAAAGAACAAGUUCAUGAUCUUCUGCAACAAAUAGAAGAUACAAAUGAUGAAGGAAUAAAAGAAUGGUUGAAUUAUUAUCAACAAUCAUAUGUUUUAUCUUCCUUAAAUAAAUACGUUUCAAAUGUUGAUCAUGAGAUUUGGAAUAAAAGUGGAUCAGAUACUAAUAAUGCUGAAGCGGCCCAUUCCAUGGCUAACAGAGAAGGAAAGCAAUUGAAGUUAUUAUCAGCCAUUUUAAAAGGAAAAAGGUACGAUGCAAGGUGUUAUAUAACGAUUGAAGUUCAUAACAAAAAUGGAGUACCUUACACUCAUAGAGACAAAAGUGAUGUUAAGAGAUUACAAAAUUCAAUUGUACGCAAAACAUCUCGUAUUCAAAAGAAUAAAGUAUCUCUUAAUGAUAAAUUACCCAAGUCAUCAAAAAAAAAAAGAAAAUUAUCACCUUCUAAUAGUAGAACACCUAUUAGAUCAAAGGAAAAUCAUGAAAGAGCUGAAAAUAUUUUAUCAGACAAUGAAGAAGAAACAUUUUCUAAAGAGAUUCAUAAAAAAAAUCUCGAGUUAGAACUUAAAGAGAAGGAAAUUAUAUUGAAAUUAAAACACGAGUAG